AUCUAAAAUCUACUUACAUUAUUAGUAGUAGUGCCUCAUGCUUGCUUGCUCUCUCUCUCUCUCAAUAAUUAACAAUGGACGUCAUUGUGAGUAUUAUUUCGGGUAGCUUCCGUUAUCUGGUAUCGCUUCCGCCAGGUGACGAUGGUGGCGAGUGGCUGAAGGAAAUGAGAGGGAACCUGGGACUCAUGGCAACCGUCAUUGCAACAAUGGCAUUUCAAAACGGUCUCAACCCACCCGGCGGCGUUAUUCAAAACGGCGACAACGGAUCCGUCGCUUGUCCGUCACCAAUUGCCCACGGUCAAGCAUGUCCAGGUCAAUCCGUUUACGCUGCAGUUGACCGUCACGGUUACUCCGGGUUCAUGCUAACUAACUCUAUCUCCUUCUUGUUUUCAAUCACCACGUGCAUAUUGGUCAUAAGCGGAGUUCCUCUGGGUCCAGGGUACCCAACCCUGGUGCUUGCAAUGCUCAUGUCCUUCUCUCUCAUCCUUCUUGCCGUGUCUUACACGCUCGGUGCUUUUCUUCUCAAUCCGCGUAUUCAGAAAACUCACGCCGGAUUUCGCGUUUUUAUCUAUGUGUUUGUCACGUUUCUGGUGGUUUUACUUUCUUUGCGAUUUGUUGCUUUGAUACUCGCCGUUCGGCGCGUGAAGAAAAAAGCUGAUACCACUCCCGCACUUCCCAGCCAAUGAGGACGUAGAGUUGGUUACGUUGCUUUGGAGAGUGUGAUGUGAGUUGCCAAUUGCUGGAGAGUGGAGACUUCUGCUAAUUUGUAAUGGUUGUAAUAAUAUCAUAAUAAUGUUUUGUUUUGAUUUCUUGUGAUGGAUUAUGCACUUCCUCACUUGCCUUCUUUGGCUUAUGUGAUGACUAUUAUUUUGGAGAAUUAGAAUUAACUAACUCCAAAUACAAUA
Arachis ipaensis is the source of this 905-nucleotide messenger RNA. RefSeq lists its product as uncharacterized. NCBI's taxonomy places the organism in Eukaryota, Viridiplantae, Streptophyta, Magnoliopsida, Fabales, Fabaceae. Gene Ontology annotation, cellular component: plasma membrane. The record is from RefSeq and is a predicted model, not a curated record.